CCUUUGAGCUCCUACAGUACAAUCAACACAAAAAUGUCAUCCACCUUCUUGUCUUCACCACCAUCAAUCCUUCAAUUCACAGAAAAAGCCACCACCAUCUCCACCCUCCGUCAAUCACACGCUUACAUGCUCAAAACCGGUCUCAUUCACGACCCUUUUUCCGCCAGUAAACUCAUUUCUUCAGCCGCUUCUUCUCCACACACCCUCUCAUAUGCUCACUCCAUUUUUACCCACUUACAAAACCCCAAUUCAUACUCUUACAACUCGUUAAUUCGAGCAUACGCCAAUACCCACACCCCUGAAACUUCACUCACUCUCUUUUUCCACAUGUUGUUUGAUGAUGAUGUUGAACCGGAUAAGUAUACUUUCACGUUUGUGUUGAAAGCUUGCUCGGUUGCUAGAAGUGUUAGUGUUGGGGAACAGGUUCAUGGGCAUGUGAUUAAAGUUGGGGUUGAGGAUGAUGUGUUUGUUUGUAACACUUUGAUCCAUAUGUAUGCAAAAAGCGGGUGUUUUGAGGUUGCGCGUAAGGUGCUCGAUGAAAUGCCUGAGAGAGAUGUGAUAUCGUGGAAUGCGGUUUUGAGUGCGUAUGUGGAUGUGGGUAUGAUGGAGUUUGCGCGUCGGGUGUUUGAUGAAAUGCCUGAGAGGAAUGUGGAGUCUGGGAAUUUUAUGAUUUCCGGGUAUGUUAACGAUGGGUUGGUUGGAGAAGCGAGAUGCGUGUUUGAUGGUAUGGAUGUGAAAGAUGUCGUUUCUUGGAACGGGAUUAUUACGGGGUAUGCUCGUGAUGGACAGUUUGAUGAGGUGUUUUGGCUUUUUGAAGAUAUGCAGAAGGUAGGGAUGGUUCCUGAUGAUUACACGCUGGUUAACGUGUUGUCGUGUUGUGCGCGUGUGGGUGGUUUGAGCCAAGGUGAAUGGAUUUAUAGUUACAUUAAUAGAAACAAGAUUUCGGUGGGUGGGUUCUUAGCCACUGCUCUUGUCGACAUGUACGCAAAAUGUGGGUGUAUCGAAAAGGCGUUAGAAAUCUUUAGUAAAACAUCAAACAAAGAUAUUAGCACAUGGAAUUCAAUGAUUACCGGAUUCGCCCUUCAUGGCUAUGGAGGACGAGCGGUAGAAACAUUCUAUGAAUUAGUAACCGACGGUUUUAAACCCAACGAGGUGACUUUCGUUAGCGUUUUAUCGGCUUGCAGCCGUUCUGGUUUACUAGAUGAAGGUUACAAGAUGUUCGAGCUUAUGGUGCACACAUAUGAUAUCAAGCCCACCAUAUCACAUUACGGAUGCAUGGUUGACUUGCUUGGCCGGUUUGGACUGUUGGACGAGGCUGAGAAACUUGCGAAACAAGUUCCGUUUGAAGAGUCUCAGGUGGUUUGGGAGUCUCUUUUGGGUGCUUGCAGAAAUCACAAUGAUGUUAAUAUGGCAGAGCGCGUAACCAAGAAGCUUCUAGAAUUGGACCCCCGUGACAGUGCUGGUUAUGUUCAGUUAUCUAAUGUUCAUGCAUCUAAAGGUAGGUUUGAUGAUGCCGUAGAGUUGAGAAGGAAGAUGAGGGCACAAGGUGUGUAUAAAGAUCCCGGUUGCAGCAUGAUUGAAGUCGACGGUGUUGUUCAUGAGUUCUUAGCUGGUGAAGGAAUGAUCUUGUAGCAUGAAUGUCAUUAGAAGAUGAAUGCAUUAUUAGGUUGUACGACGUCCAUAUGGAUUUGUACAGUAGAUGCCUGAUUAACGAAUCCGGUGACUGUUGAAUUUGAGUGAGAAACACCCUUUUAACUUGAGAUGAAUCCUAAAAAUCGUGUCACAUACAUGAGUGCAUGCAUAUUCAUGGUUUAACACGACUCAUUAACCUGCGAGAUGGUUUGACAAAGUCAUCCGACAAAACGACCACCAAACCUCCGUUCUCACCGUCUUCAAUUCCCGCAACCACCGUAUGAGUAAACCCUAAUCCUAACUAAACCCCAACUUUAAAGCCUGAAAAUCACUGUAAUUUGUCAGUAAUUGGCAUCCAAUGAAGAAGGGGCCAUGCAAAGAAGGGGAUGUUGACUGCGUUGAAGUAUCGGUUCUCCAUCCAGAUCUUCCGAUCACAACUACGAUUCCGUUGUUUAGAGCUAUGGCACUCUUCGAUUGAUUACCUGUUCCGAAAGAUAAAGAGGUUUUAAUUUGUUACAGUUGAAGUUUGAUGUUGUUCAGGUUCGCAUAGAAACGAAUCCAGCUGCUAGAACCUGAUCACGCAUGAUAGUGGCAUGAGAGAACCCCAAACUAACAUUUGAGUAUGCAUUCGGUUUUGAUAUUAUCUGGUUGAAUGUCAACAAAGGCCGAAUCUUUGUGAUCACUAUCUUUUAUUCGGUUUCGCAAAACAAUAACUCAACAGACUUGGUGAAAUAUUGAAUUGCCACAAUCUUUUUCCAUUUAAUCAAAAUUAGAGGUGUAUGUAUGGGAAUAUAGUUUGGUGAUCGAGUUAGGAAUGAACUCGGUAAUGAGUCAAGUCAAAGUUUUCGUGUUUUU
Molecule: messenger RNA, 2487 nt
Organism: Helianthus annuus (common sunflower)
Lineage: Eukaryota; Viridiplantae; Streptophyta; Magnoliopsida; Asterales; Asteraceae
Product: pentatricopeptide repeat-containing protein At4g18840
Exons: 5
Coding region: 34-1632 (532 amino acids)
Biological process (GO): RNA modification
Molecular function (GO): RNA binding; protein binding
Source: RefSeq, a predicted model, not a curated record